Pomacea canaliculata is the source of this 1473-nucleotide messenger RNA. RefSeq lists its product as uncharacterized. Lineage: Eukaryota; Metazoa; Mollusca; Gastropoda; Architaenioglossa; Ampullariidae. The record is from RefSeq and is a predicted model, not a curated record. The coding region runs from base 49 to 906 and encodes 285 amino acids. The transcript has 6 exons.
AGUUUACGCCCCUUUGGCACAGGUCAAAGGUUGCUAAAGGCCAUCAGUAUGGCGUCUGCUAGUAUAGAACGUUUCGUGAAAUUAUUUAAACACAAAAGUGGAUCUGUGAUUGGUAUGAUUCACCUUCGAGCGCUACCAGGUACCCCUCGUUGUGAGCACAGCAUGCAGUCCAUUAUUCAACAAGCUUGCCAAGAAGCCCAGCUGUACAAGGAGGCUGGGGUGGAUGCCGUUCUAGUGGAGAACAUGCACGACAUCCCAUAUCUGCAUACAAACGCAGUCGGACCGGAAGUCACGGCAGCCAUGAGUGUCGUCUGCUCGGAGGUGCGGAAGGUUUUUGCUCCCAAGCCUGUGGGCGUGCAGGUUCUGGCGGGCGCUAACAGGCAGGCACUAGCUGUCGCUCUGGCGGCAGGGCUGCAGUUCGUGCGGGCUGAGGGCUUCGUGUUUUCGCAUGUUGCUGAUGAGGGACUGAUGAGCGCAUGCGCGGGCGAGCUGCUGCGCUACCGACGGCAGAUCGGCGCCGAGGACGUGCUGGUGCUGACCGACAUCAAGAAGAAGCACAGUGCUCAUGCCAUCACUGCGGAUGUGGAUAUCGCGGAGACUGCGAAAGCUGCUCAGUUCUUCCUGUCUGAUGGCGUCAUUGUCACAGGUUCUGCCACAGGCCAGGCCGCCAGUACUAAAGAGAUGAGAGCGGUUCUGGAUGCCGUGGACCUGCCUGUGUUGGUGGGGUCAGGGGUCACAACGGACAACUACGACCAGUUCCGGGCAGCGCACGCUGUUGUGGUGGGCUCCCACUUCAAGCGUAACGGCCUGUGGUCCAACGAGCUGGAUCCGGACAGGCUGCGGCGCUUCAUGCAACACGUGGCUGACGUCAGGAGGAAGCAAGUGGAGACAACCAUGAUCAUGUAGGACAAAUGUCGCUGGGCUCCAAGAGCAAGAACGUGUUGCACAGCGUUGAGAGUUGAAAAAGAUGCAGUUAAUCUAGGGUGUGCACAGGGCUUUGUAGUAGUGAGUGAUUAGUCUACACAGUGUAUGUGCGUGCGUGUGUGAGAGAGUUUUUCCCAAACGUAAGGUGUUUUCCGACCUCAAUCAUAUAAUCGGGUGUUUUUCUCAUGACAUAAUCAGGUGAGCAUUUAUCAUCAUUUUUACGUGACUGUUUUUGUACAGCGCAUCAUGUAAUUUCUUAGACUUUAUAAAUGACAUUUUGCAGAUCAUUGAUGUUUGCAGAGUUGAAAUUUUGAUUCAAAGUAUAUUAUUCAGAAGUGGCUGGUGAAACUGAACAUCGUUGAUGUAUUAAAUAAGAGUGAAAGAGGCAAGAAUAUGUACUAAGGGAACUAACCCAGUGUCCGGUAGACCAACGUUGUGUAGUCUGUUACCUCCCUUAGUACGACACCCUAAGGAAAUCGUCUGCUCCUUUAUUGUUCGUUCUCUCGUGAAAGCAAAAAUAAAAAAAGUCUGAUAGCUUUUUCAAACAAA